This is a messenger RNA of Spirometra erinaceieuropaei, 4206 nucleotides long. NCBI's taxonomy places the organism in Eukaryota, Metazoa, Platyhelminthes, Cestoda, Diphyllobothriidea, Diphyllobothriidae. The record is from the annotation of a GenBank genome assembly.
AUGUCAGCUAUAGCAACGACCGCCACCGCCACCCCCGCUAUCCCCGCCAAACCCCUGACAGACAACAGCCCGGAGGCGCAGACGAGGACCAAUUUCUUUGCCAAAGUAACCUCCUCCUCAGUGCCCUGGCAGGGUGUCGCUAAUCAGCAUCGGCAAGCGGCGUCAGCGCCAUUCCAAGUGACGAUACCCAACGACUUUAGCAAACUCCCCGUCUCAACAGCCUCCGUGCUUGAGACCUCCUCGUUGUCUUCCUCAACGCAUAGUAGCGGUACAGCCUCACCGCACAGCCAGCAACCAGCUGCCGACGGCAAUCGCAACGUUUCAGACCAUCCAUUGUUUAGUUCUACUCUUCCCUGGUUAUCCAGUCUGGCGGAGCUUCGAAAAAUGGGAGGCAACUUCGUCAACCCACCUAUGGUCCCUGCAGGUCCGACUCCAAACGACGUCCUUCACAUGUUCAAACAGAUACAAGCUGCAGACCCCUUCAACGGACGAGCAGGCACCUGGAGGAAUGCCGACUUUGACGACCAACAGCUGCAGUACGUUGCCGCACUAGCCGCAACCAUCACAGCCGUUGUCACCUCCAACAGUUUCGUCCCACCAAAAGAGGACCCGACGCUGUGUCCUCAUACGGCGAAGAGCCUUCCAAAUAAAUCCUCCCCCAAGUCCUGGCCUUUUAACAGCACAAUCCCCCCCGUCGGGAGAAUUACCGACCACCAUCUUCCCUCCCCAGACACCCUGCAGUCUCUUCUGGCUACAGGCAGUAGGGUUGUUCUUCCAGCAGAGGGCCCGCUUUCUGGCAUGCGGUUGGGCGGAUGCGAGAACGGUUGUACCAGUCCGGGUAUUAACCGUAUUGGUGAACAUCCCUUCCCCCUCUCCCCUACUAAAUCCUGCUCUGCUCGUGGUGGUUCUGUGCUGCAGUCAUCGCAGCAUAUAUUACCACAUUUGGACCCAUUGAAUUCUCCAUACCCCCCUCUCCCAAGUGCCUCUCCUGGGCGAUUUUCCGGCGGACUUAGCCACCCUUUUAUGCGUCUGAACAGUGAGUUGAGCCAGUUUGUGAGACGAGUUCAAGAUGAGGAGUCGGAAACGAAGAAACAUGACUGUCCCAAAGCCGAACUCGCGGAACCUGAGCUCUGGAGGGCAUUUCACAAAAUGACAACGGAAAUGGUCAUUACCAAAUCUGGAAGGUAAGUCGUUUAUGUGCAGCUCACCUAUUCACCAUUUAUAGCGGGAAAAGGCUCAUUCAAUUUGGUGCUCACUUUUCGGCGUCUCUGUGCUUUAAAAGAAGUCUUUAGUACUGCGCUCAGGUAGUGUAAUGCUUCCUCGUAGACUAUGUGGCUUCGAGCUCGCCCGAUCUGGCUAGCCUCCAUGAUAUUACAAAUAUCAUCCUGCCACUGCCUCUGGUUCGGCACCGCUGACCAUAUACAAGCGCUGGAGGGGAGAUCAACUCAAGACCUGGACCCAUGAAGACUGUCAAGAUAGGGGGGCAAUUCUUGAAUUUUUGUAUUCCGGUCUCUGUCGUUGUCCAGAUCCGCUGUCACAGAUUGUCACGCGAGGGAGGUAAAAUCCGCUACGUCAUUGGGGCCGACUAGAUCCGUCAAGAGCAGAGGCAUACAAAGUAUAGGUACAAGCACAUACUUCUGUCCGAACACUCUCUCAGGUUGUGUGCAUGCAGGCGAUGGGUGAGGUUGCCUUGGGUCUUAGAGGGCUCUACCAUCCAAUAUGUAGCAAUAUGACUGCAGGAGCUGCUUUGGAAUUUGAUAAAAACAAUAAAAAAGUUGACAAACUGUAUCGUCAACAAAAACGUUCAAAAUACCCCUAAAAUGUUACAGUAAAAUGCAACGAUGAGUCGAAAUCCUCCCAGUUGCGAUCAUGAAGCCGGUUCGAAAAUCAGAUUUUGGCUUACACCUGGUUCGAAAGGUACUGCAGCCUACAUGAUCUCGACGGUUGCCUGCGGUUCAAAAUCAAGUGUCAACACCGUCACUACCCGACCACGCUACUAAGAUAGGCAGCAAACAUUUCAGAUUUAAUUUCAUUCAUAGCCAGGGAACAGGCUUUUAUCAGCAGUCGAGGUCCUGUUUUGGAGUUUGCUUCCUUGAAGCAAUUCUUCUAGAAGGGAAGUUAUGCGCUGAAAUCGAAAAUCAGCUCUGACGACCUAGAUAACCUUAGCUCGCGUUACACUUUUUUAUCCUGUCAGUAAGGGACAGAUGAAUUGCAUUUCUUUAUGUCAAAUUCGUCUCACACUGGCAAAUGUGGUCACAUUAACAGAACAACUCACCACAGAGCACACUUACGGGGACCGAUAAACAUUCCUUGACACUGAAAACAGAUUUCUGGGUUUCCCUUUGAAGAAAGCUCUACAUUAAAAAGCACAUGCGAGCACACCUAAGGUUCAAACGCUUGGAUGGCGCUAAUAUAAAUUUCGGGCUAUGUCGGUUUUACGAAUAAAACAUAGAGGCGGCACUUUAAUAAGCAGUUUCGGAAUAUAACUGUCAUCUACGGGCCUGAAGUUGGUGACUGCAUUGGCCACAUAAGUGGUUAUACUUUGAAGACGACUUACUCGAAGUUUUCUCCCGUGCAGCUCAGAUGACUAUCAUGCACGCCCGUGAUUUGAAGGUUUUUGUCGACUGAGACCCAUCCCAAGUACUGAGGACCUGUCGCAGCGCCUUUCAAGGCAUUACUGUUUGCCCCCCACGAGGGUUCUUCAGACUUCGAUUGUCUGGUUAUAUUUUUUUACUGUCAUUCGGUAACCACAUGCUUAGCGGAGAGGGAGAGAGAGGACUGACUGCGCUUAUCUGCAAUCACAAGGGGUCUGCUAGCAAUCAGCUGUCAGCGGGCAUUGCAUUUGGAAAAUAAUCUACUCCGAUGAGAAUUACCGCAUCUUCUUAAUCUUAAUUCCUACGUUUGUUUUACUUCUCUCCUUGUUGUCUUCUAAAAUACAAAAAGUUGUGUACGAAAAACAGCUGAUGAUGCAGGAAGACAGGAGGGUCAGAUCGAUCAAAAAGUACACUUGCUUAUGGAUUAAAAUGACCCUAAAAGACCAAAGGAUGCUACAUUGGAUUUGAGUCAGCUUCUUAGUGACUUUGUUCCCUAAUUAUCUUGCUAGUUCAGAUGAGACGGUCCUGGGACUGUAAACAACAGUCAUCGCUCAAUUGAACGUUUCAGACUGGGCGCUCGACAGCGACCCAUUGCGGCUUGAAAUUUGGUUUGUCAGAAACGUAGAAUGCACAAAGUGCACUGGUGUGUCGUUCUUAUAAGGGAGUAAAAAAUACAUAAAACCAAGUUCGGCAAGACCGGACUCUAGGGAGUUUUCAAUCAAGGCGUACCCAUAUGUAACUGAAUGGAUAGCAGAACCUUAGUAAAACCGACCAUACUUGUUGCUCAUGAGUUCUCCUCUCUACGCCUUUUGCAAGACGGAGCGGCAAUAAUCAUCCUAAUUCUGGUGGCGAUGAAGGCCAUAAAACCAACACUUGAGUCUGUCGUGAUUACUCGUGGUUCGUAUCUGUCCUUAGAUCACCAGCAGUAGCUCUACUUCACAAGUAUAUAAUUCUCACACCGACGUUGCCAGUUAUCUCAAGAAAAUUAGGUGGCGAGUCUGCUGACAUCAGGUUCAAAAGUCCUCUAGCAUUUACUUGUCAGAAUGACUAGCAACAGCUGUACGCCAGAGAUCGGCUUUCCCAACCGCCUAAACGAGUAGGCUUCGGGGCUAAAUCCAAUGCUAGUAUGUUAUUCAUGCCUAAAUGAGCUUGCUUAUGUGUAAUUGGAGGUUGAUUGGGGAUUCGAGAUGCUAUACAAGUUCCCGCUAGUUAGUUUGUGGUUGGGUUGUGGCAAACAGGUCAAAGCUUCGCAAAUUAUAUUCUUCUUUCUUAUUUCUCUAAAUUCGUCUCAGAUUCUAGCUGGAAUACUCAUCUAUAAGCUUUAAAUCCGGACCUAAAAAGAUUUGUUUUGAAGGAUUUACUCCAAAUUCUUAAUUUAUUGCCUCCGAAAUUAAGCAAGACAACAUCGUCUCGCACUGUCGCUAUCGUAGAAUUAAGAGGUGGUAUAACUGCCUACUACUACUACUACUACUACUACUACUACUACUACUACUACUACUACUACUACUACUACUACUACUACUACUACUACUACUACUACUACUACUACUACUACUACUACUGGCUACUACUGGGGAGAAUGACGCAUGGGGCACGUCGCCGAGGAAACUAG